Molecule: messenger RNA, 225 nt
Organism: Sphenostylis stenocarpa
Lineage: Eukaryota; Viridiplantae; Streptophyta; Magnoliopsida; Fabales; Fabaceae
Source: the annotation of a GenBank genome assembly
AUGUUGGUUAGAAAGUGUCCAAGGACUAAUGGCAUUGGAGACAACAAUGUAGCAGUUCUAGACUUCACAACUCCGAAUCAUUUUGACAACAACUACUUCAAGAACCUCCUCAACAAAAAGGGACUCCUCAGUUCUGAUCUCGUGCUUUUUAAUGGUGGAUCUACUGAUUCACAGGUUAGAACUUACAGCAAGAAUAACAAGGCCUUCGAUUCUGACUUGAGUUGA